Messenger RNA from Hemibagrus wyckioides, 6254 nucleotides. RefSeq names its product regulating synaptic membrane exocytosis 4 (gene rims4). The transcript has 6 exons. The coding region runs from base 579 to 1388 and encodes 269 amino acids. Gene Ontology annotation, molecular function: transmembrane transporter binding; small GTPase binding. Lineage: Eukaryota; Metazoa; Chordata; Actinopteri; Siluriformes; Bagridae. Gene Ontology annotation, biological process: regulation of membrane potential; calcium ion-regulated exocytosis of neurotransmitter; regulation of synaptic plasticity. Gene Ontology annotation, cellular component: presynaptic membrane; cytoskeleton of presynaptic active zone. The record is from RefSeq and is a predicted model, not a curated record.
GCUUGCUGCUGAAUGAACUGAAUCAGCCUCAGACUGUCUGAAUAGUACAAGCUUUUUCAUCUCUCUAUCCUCCCAUUUUUUUCUGCCCUCUCUCCAUCUCUCUUGCUGUUUCUCCUCCUCCCUCUGAUGAGCUGCCUCGUCAUGCCAUCCAUUUAUAUCUCCAGCAUUCCAAGAAAAGAGGGACAAGCACAGAUCGGCCUGGACAUCAAAAAGCAAUAGAUCAUGCUGCCUACAACAUCCAUGGAUAUCUACUCCUGAGAUGAGAUUGUCUGCCAUUUUUCCUGUUUCAUCUCCAUCACUCAACCUUUCCCAAGGCAAAGGGAGUGAAAAAAAACAACAGCAUCGGCCAUCAUUUCUUGAGAGGAACUUUGGGAUUCAUUAGCUAAGUGAGGAAAGAAUUUUGUAAUAUUGCUGCUCUAUUUUUCUGCUCACUUUUUCCUCUUCUCCUCCUUGUCUACUGGCGAGGGAGCCGGUAGAAGUCUGCCAAGACGCCGCGUGCCGUGCUCCGCGUGAAGAAUGCCCAGGCGCGCCUGCCCAAGCCAUCGGAAGCGGCGCCCACGCCCGCCUCUGGACUCUACAUGGAGCGCUCACAGAGUCGAAUCAGUUUGUCAGCUUCAUUUGAGGCUCUUGCAAUCUAUUUCCCCUGCAUGAACUCCUUUGAUGAGGAUGAUGGCGAGACAGAGGGACGGAAAUUGAAGGGCAUCCAGAGGAGCACAGAGACAGGAUUAGCUGUAGAGAUGCCCAGUCGCACAGUUCGCCAGGCCAGCCAUGAAUCUAUAGAAGACAGUAUGAACAGCUAUGGAUCUGAAGGAAAUCUAAAUUAUAGUGGAGUGUGCUUGGCUUCAGAUGCUCAGUUCAGUGAUUUUUUGGAUGGCAUGGGCCCAGCACAGUUUGUGGGUAGACAGACAUUGGCCACAACCUCAAUGGGUGAUGUAGAGAUAGGACUGAUGGAAAGGAAUGGACAGUUGGAGGUGGAAAUCAUUAAAGCUAGAGGACUCAUCAUGAAACCUGGCUCCAGAGGGCCUCCAGCGGCAUACAUAAAAGUGUAUCUUCUGGAGAAUGGUGUAUGCGUAGCCAAAAAGAAGACGAAGUCUGUUCGGAAGUCACUGGAUCCUCUUUACAACCAGGUCCUUGUAUUCUCUGAGAGACCACAGGGAAAGGUUGUUCAGAUCAUUGUUUGGGGAAACUAUGGCCGAAUGGAUCGUAAGUGCUUCAUGGGUGUGGCCCGUAUUUUAUUGGAGGAACUGGAUUUGACAAGCAUGGUGAUUGGCUGGUACAAGCUUUUUCCCACCUCCUCUAUGGUGGACCCCACUAUGGCACCACUCAUUCGCCACUCAUCACAGCUCUCACUGGAGAGCACAGUUGGACCAUGCUGUGAACGCUCAUAAGACAGAGAACAAUUUAUUUAUUUAUUUUUUCCUGUAAGGGCUCUCAAGGCCAUUGACCUUGGAGUGCUGCUUGUGCAUGACUGUAGCAGUCAUCUGGGGCCUACCAGAAUACUUCAGAAUCCUCUAGAACCACCCAGAAAUUUCAGAAAUUAAUCAUACCUGCAGAAGUGUUCUUUUUUUAAUUGCACUUGGCAGAUGAAAAAACCUAACCCAAGGACUGAUUGACAACGGGUUCAUAAUUCACAAUAAUUUAAUUGGAUUUACUUUGUCUGCUCUUCAUCAAAGACCUCUCAGUCUUACCGAACAUGAGUAUGGCAUUGCUUGAGAGGAUAUACAUGAUUUAUCUUGGCUUACUAUUGUUAUUAAAAAUCAAAAUGUUGCAUCAUUUUUGUUGAAUACAGCAAUACACCAUUUUGUAUAAUAACAGUUUGUGUUUAAAAAGCAGAAGAACCUAGUGGAUACUAACAUAUGUAUGUCACAGAAAUAACACUUUAGAGUUAGAGUUAUAUGGAUUAGAUAUAAAAUGCUUGUCAUUUGUACUUGGCUCACUCAUUCACUUGCUUUUUUCCCCUUCUUGUUUUAACUGUGCUGUUCCUUUAAACAUCUUUACCUGUAGGUCAUAAUUUACUCACAAAUCAGAGGCUAACUGAUUUAUCAGGCACACACAGGAUUUAAAAGGGACAUAACUUUAGUUGUUAUUGUGACCAGUAAUAUAAAUAACAUAUAUUCUAGUUGAGGAAUAUUGGGUUGCUGAGAUCUUUCACUAGCAAAUACUAUGAAAAAAUAAAUUAUAUCUUUAUUCUAGGUGUAAGAGUUAAAAAAAAUAGCAUUAGAAUUCCAGAAAAGAGUGUUCCUGGAACAAAUGUAAGUAAAUAUCUUUCACUGCAACGGUCUAGUUGUGCACUUUAUAUGGAUUUAUUUUUUUCAGAACUGCUUGUCAAGUGUGAGUGGGCCAAUUAAGAUUAUUAUUAUUAUUAUUAUUAUUAUUAUUAUUAUUAUUAUUAUUAUUAUUAUUAUUAUUAUUAUUAUUAUUAGAAACCUUUAAUGUUGCAAAUACAGAACCUUCAGUAGCAAUGUUAUAGCAUUAUAUGGUAGCAUAGGCAUAAAAGGAUUUCUGGCUUAUCUGAAUAUAAGGUCUAGAGCAAGUCUCAGUACUAGCUGAGUAUGUAGCAGUUGAGCUAUAUAAAUUAAAUAUGAAUAUUUUAUUGCAUUGCAUUAGUUUUUUAAUUAUUUGCAGUAGUAAUUAUUCAAGGUGGCAAAAUAUAUUAUUGAAAAGAGAGAAGUAAAGAAAGAAGUUUCAAUUUCUUGGAGUAAUCAAGCCAUUACAAGUUCAAUUAAUAUGCUAAUUUAAUUUCUAAGUUGGGGUACACACACACACAUAUACACACACAUCUGAAGCGAUAAGAAGCAUAUACAUUGAAAUAAGUAUUCAACACAUCAACAUUUUUUGAGUUCUAAUAAAUUAAUUCACUUGACAUUUUGACGAGACAUUGGAAUUAACUCCAAGAAAUCUAAACAGAUAAAGAAACCAUAAUAUUACAAUCCAUGAAAUGUUAUUUUUAAUAAAAUGGAAUGACACAGGAAAAAGUAUUGAAUACGCUAAGUCCAAUUGUAUUUAAUACUUGGUGGAAAGCCUUUGUUUGUACAGAUAGCUUCAAGAAUCUUCCUGUGUAAACAAAACUUAUCAUUUACAGGUGUGCCUGUUACCACCAAGUCUUUCUGUAGCUCUUUAUGAAUGCUCCCUGGCCCUUGGCUUCUGACUAACUUCUGACUAACCUUCUCACUCCCUGAUCAGAAAUCUUGUGAGGAAUUACUGUGUGCCAGUUGAUGGUUGAAUGAUGUUCAUUCCACUUGUGGAUAAUGGCCACAAUGGUGUUUACAGGAACAUUUAGAUGUGAAAUCUGUCACUAAUUAGUACUGAGGUUAUGUAGUGCAACAACAAUCUUGUUGUGAAGAUCUUGAGAGAGCUCUUUGCUUCUACCCAUCAUGAGAUGUUUGUAUCAGAGGUUGGUAAGCCUUCUUGUAAACCUUCAGCAUGCAUUAAUCCAGCUGAUUUUAAUUUGCACUAGUAGGAGGUAAAACUACUUAUUUAAAUCACCUGCUGCCUUUUAAGGGAUUGUAAUAUUAUGAUUACUUUAUCUGUGUAGAUUGCUUGAGUUAAUACCAUUGUCUGGUCAAAAUUUUAUGUGAAUUGCUGAAUUGGAACUGUGUUUAAUAAACAAAUGUUGACCUGUUGAAUACUUACAUUCAACUGUUUGCAUAAGUGUGCACACCCUUUUAUAAAUAGAGAUGUAGCUGUUGUCAGAAUAAAUUAAUAACAUUCCAUCUCAUGUGCAAAAGUAAUUUUCAUAUAGCUGUCAUCAUUAAAAUGAUUGUGACUAAAUAAAUAAUUAAAGAUCAGCUGUCUCUGCAGGAGUUUCUUCACAUCUUCUUGGUUUCCUCAAACUGCUGAAGCCUGACAUCUCACUUGUUGGAAAGUAUAGAUCAUUAGAGGGGUAUAAAAGAAAUGAUAUGUCCCAUGAACACCUUAAAGGCCAUUAUCAACAAACAGAGUGAAUGGAGCACCAAACUGACAUCAUCAAGAACAGAAUUCACACCCCUCCAAAAUUUAUAAAAGGACAAUAUUCCUGCAUAUUUUUCAGGUGCACAUUCGUGCCACUCAAGAACAUUGAACUUAUUAACCGGUUUGAGAUGACUUGCUUUGUGACAUGGUGCAUUUUUCAUGUUGGAAGUAUUAGCAGGGUGUGUGGCUUGGGAAAACUCUCUGCCAAUUCAGUUUACAUAUGGUGCCAAGUGUGGCUGGUGGAUGGCACAUUGUUGAAACCAUGGGAGACUGCCAAGAGAUCUACAAUAACAUUAAAGGAGCUGCAGGAAUAUCUGACAAGCACAGAUUAAUGAAAAUCUCUUAUAUUCUACACUUGCAUGACCAUGCAAGUGAAGAAUAUAAAAGAUUUUCAAAUGCUGAGAUUAUCUCUCUCUCUCUCUCUCUCUCUAAAUCAUUAUUUCUAACUCUGACAUGACAACAUGUCCUGUUAUUUUACUAUAUUUUCUAUUUAGACUAAUUUUGUGUGUGUCUCCAUGCUUACAUUUUUGAGAGAUCCCAAACUUUUGAGCGGUCGUAUAUAUAUAUAUAUAUACAAUAUAUAUAUACACAAUAUAUAUAUAUAUAUAUAUAUACACAAGGCAGAGUGAGUUCAUGCUGUUGGCACCAAAUUCUGACCCUACCAUCUGUAUGCAUCUCAGAAAUUGAGAUUAGGCCAGUGUUAAACUGUCCAGUUGUGGUGAACCUGCUUCCAGCUGGAACCUGAUGUGAUUUUCUGCUUUUGUAGCCCAUCCACCUCAAAGAUUUACAUGUUGUGCAUUUUGAGAUGCUUUUCUGCUCACUGCCAUUGUACAGAGUGGUUAUGUGAGUUACUGUAGCCUUUCUGUGAGCUUUAACUAACAUUUUAACUAACAUAAAGCUUUAACUAACAUUUUUACAUUGACCUCUCUCAUCAACAAGGCUUUUCCAUUCACAGAACUGCUUAGUGGAUGUUUUUUCUAUAUAGUACGAUUCUGACUGAAACUCUAGAGACUGUUGAACAGGACAUCCCUCCAAAGUUUAUUAAGGAACAAAAACACAUACUAGGGAGGCUGCUAAGUCACCUACAGCAGCAUUAAUGGAGCUGUAGGAAUAUAUAUUUUAUAUUCUUCGUGUUCUGGCUAUGGGGUAGGGUAGCUUGAUGGAAGCCCUUUCUCACAAAAAGUCAAGGAAAUCAAGGAAAAGGAAUUUGUGUGUGAAAAUUCCAGAAAAGUAUCAGUUAUAAAGAUUUUCAAACCAGCCUGCCCCAUGUACACAAUAGUAUACAUUUUAAAACUAAUCAAAUUCAAUAUAUGUAGUACAACAAUCUUUUAAAUUAUAGUAUCAGGAACAAUUUGUUCAGUUUUAUAAGGAAAUUGUCUAGAAGAUUAAUUUAUACUUUCUCACCUGCUUCUUUAUUUGUAUGUAAAGCCCAGAUGCAUUUAUUACGUUUUUAUGAGUUUAAAUUAAUUGUGCUAUUGUAUCAUAUGUGCUAUUGCUAUCUCUCUUCUUCCUGAUAUUCAUACAAGUUGUCUGCAAUUUGCGGCUGUGAGAGCAUGCUGGUUUGGAAAUCAAUAAGCACAGUGCACAACUGACUACAUACAAAUCAAAUAAAUCUGCAGAGAGGGUAAUCAUAUCACAUAAUUAGUUCAGAGUUCUAAUCUGUUAUGAAUGUAAUUGUAUUCUCAUGUUAACAAAUAUUAGCAUAUGUGUGUCUCAUUUUAGAAUUAUGUACAUUUGUCAUUUACAUGUGGCAAAUGAGCAAAGGUAAAAUUAGAUUCACCAUGCUGGCUGAGAUUGAGAUCUAAUAUAGCAACUAUUUUGUAUGAAAAUUAAACUGAACAUGUAUUUAGCAUUAUUACUAACCAUCUGAAAGUUUUGAAAUAAAUUGGAAUGCAUAAUUUAUUGCCUUUUGCCAAAUAACUUCAGUUCUCAUUUUUUAUGGACCAGUGUUAUGGCAUUGUAUGUGUUAUGUUUUAUGUUUAUGUUUUAUUGUAAUUAUAAAUUAGAACUUUUUUGAAAGUAUUAAUUUGAAAGUAUAAAUUUGAACUACAAAUGAAUGUAUCUUUGGAAUGCAAACAUGUUCACAUUCUUUCAAUUAUUUUUUAAUUAUAACACCUUAAAGUAAACAUUUGAUGAUUUUCAUAAUCAUUUUCUUAUAAAGAAAAGAUUUUGUUAUAUAUUAUUUAUUUAUAAACAUAUCAUUUAAUAUACCUGAGACUGAUGGGUUGGGGUGUCAACCCAUGAUGCUGUGAUGUUUAUUUUAUGUACAGACAUUUCCUUAUGUUCAUUCAUGUAUUUGAUGA